Molecule: messenger RNA, 2277 nt
Organism: Cladophialophora carrionii CBS 160.54
Lineage: Eukaryota; Fungi; Ascomycota; Eurotiomycetes; Chaetothyriales; Herpotrichiellaceae
Exons: 1
Coding region: 1-2277 (758 amino acids)
Source: RefSeq, a predicted model, not a curated record
AUGGAUAUUGACGCCCAACACACGCCUGCGCAUUCGGCGCAACCUCAGAAGUUCCUGCGCUACAGAUCAGUCCGCAAAUCUGCACCUAAAGACGCGGAACCUCAGACUAGUCCUCCUCCUCCUCCUCCCUUACCGCAGGUUUCGCCGAGCGCUUUGACGCGACUGCCUCCGCGGUAUCAUCGAAGACUACCUGCGACUCAAAGCGCGCCACCGCCAAACGUGCCGCAACUGCCCCCGGACAAUGGUCACGCGACUGUCUCAAGAGUCCGAGGGAAGACCGUUGGCGGGGCGGCUGACACAGAUGAGCCGAUCAACCACAGAGGAGCCGGCGGACGCAGAAUGGUUAUCCAACAGAACAGUCCUAAUGCGGGCACGCGGCAGACGACGAGCAAGACCACCUCACGCAAGCCGCCAUCAGCCUCGACCGGGCGAGUGUCCGAGCCCGAAGAACUUCGGAGGUCGUAUGAAGCAGCCAGAGAAGAAGCGCGGCUUAUCCUCGAGGGUGAGCACGACCGUCUGAUCGCACUCAGACAGGUGGAGAGCAGACGUCGGCACCAAGAGCGGGAACGGCGCAGAAAAGAGGAGGAGAACGCACGAGAAGUGGCACGCACACAUCAGGCGGAGGAAGAAGCGCUACGCAAACCCGAGGAAUCAGCGAAGCGAGAAGCCAAGGUGGAGGUUGUUCGUGAACGAUUGAAAGUCAGCCAGCAUGCCCACGGUGUUGGACGUGAAGAGGACGCGGUUGCCUCCUCUGAUUCUGCCAUGGAGCCGCAACGUGACAGCAAGAGUUCGAAAAUGCGUACCAUGGUCAUUGGCGGACCAGCGCCCUCGAAACAGGACACCCGCGGACACCGUCGGCGCGCAUCGUCCGCUGUCGAGCAGCUGCAACAGCAGCCAAAGGCAAGUCACGCCAGAAGGAACAGUGCUAGCCGCAUCGACAAGGUGCCGGGGGGUGAAGCACCAAUCAUGAAGCCAAACUUUGAUGCUCCGGUAUCUGCGGUGAAUGCUGGCGAGAGACGGGUUGGCGUCAAAUGUAGGGAAGCGUUCAUUACUCUGCCCGUCACCCCUUCUACGACGGCCAAGGACAUUCUCAAUUCCGCAUCGCUAUGUAUGUCCGAGGCGAUUGACCCUAGCACAGCCGUCCUCCUGGAAUCGUUUUCGCAGCUAAGCCUGGAAAGACCGCUGCGCAGGUAUGAGCGGAUCCGAGAUGUGAUGAACUCGUGGGACAAUGACUCGCAGAAUCAUCUUUUCAUCAUGGCCGCAAGUGACUGUGCUGUCUCGGGGUUGCACACCGCAGACGCUCCCCGACAGCAACCGUACGGGACGACCGUGCAGAUAUACCAUUCACAAAGGCCUGGCAAAUGGGACAAGCGGUGGUUGAAGCUACGAGAGGAUGGACAGAUGACCAUGUCGAAGAACGAGAAUGGCAUUGACUCUACCAAUAUCUGCCACGUCUCCGAUUUCGACGUGUACACGCCUACCACCAAGCAGCUCAAAAAGCUGAAACCCCCCAAGAAGCUCUGCUAUGCGCUCAAAAGCCAGGAGAAGUCUGCCGUAUUCCUCGACGGCGCAAAUUUCGUGCACUUCUUCUGCACAAAGGACAAGGAGAUCGCUGACAAAUGGUAUCACGCCGUCCACGCCUGGCGGAGUUGGUACUUGGUGAACAUGCUGGGUGAGGGUCAACGACAACCCCCCGGACCAAAUCUCGGGCAGCAACUGGGCGGUCGACCGGGUACCAGUGACUCGAAGGAGUCUCUGCCUUAUGUACUCGGGUCUUUCAAGCCACUGCUUGACUCUGGCACGAGCUUUGAGAUACGUCGGAACGCUGAGCUCGGCUCCACUCGCCGGCCGUCACAUUCUCAGACUCAGAGACCGCUGAUCGACCUCGUCCCAGCAAGACCCAGCUUUGACGAGAUAGUGGCAGGAUCGAAGCUGCCCACAAAAUCGUCAGUCGCUCCUCCCACGGCAUUUCCAAAGAAGUUUAUGGUCGAGUCGGCGAUGAAUGGCAACGGGAUGGAUGAAGAAGGGCCUUUCACAGGGACGGGUCUCCUGGCGCGUAGUGCCAGCCGUCGGACGCAGGGCGGUUCCCGGCCAGGUCACGCCACCGCAGGCGCUGACGGCAAGCCUCUCGUUGAUCUGGCUUCGACCAGCGAGUUUACGGAUGGUAGUCUGCUGCGGAGGAUGGAGAGCCUAGCUGCUCGGCAAGGAGCAUUCGAGCCCAAGAUUGAUCGGCAGAAACGGAAAGAAGUUGACGUUGCGGUAGGAGAGGGGUUCUAA